CCUUAGAUCUUCACCUUCUCUUUGGAUUCCUCCAGCUGUGCUGCUGCCAGAUAAACCAGGAAACAAAAUGAGUGCACCGAAAAAGUCCCCUGAAGAACUCAAAAAAAUUUUUGUAAAAUAUGCAGCUAAGGAGGGUGAUCCUGACCAGCUGUCUAAAGAUGAACUGAAACUGCUAAUCGAGGCAGAAUUCCCACAGAUAUUGAAGGGGUCCACCAGUCUGGAUGACCUCUUUAAAGAACUGGACAAGAAUGGCGAUGGAGAAGUCAGUUUUGAGGAAUUCCAGGUCCUGAUAAAAAAGAUAUCCUCGUGAGUUCAUCCCCUGGUGAAGAAGCAAGCAGCGUGCUAACCAAGACAAAGCUCUGCUCUGGCCACAAGUCAUAAAAUCCCUGAGCAGCUACCUUUAAACAAAAGGUUUUAUUCUUUAGCAUCAUAUGGUCCUAGUUAGGAAAUUAAUGUA
This is a messenger RNA of Phascolarctos cinereus (koala), 457 nucleotides long. It is a transcript of the gene S100G, whose product is annotated as S100 calcium binding protein G. Gene Ontology annotation, cellular component: cytoplasm. The record is from RefSeq and is a predicted model, not a curated record. Gene Ontology annotation, molecular function: calcium ion binding; calcium-dependent protein binding; transition metal ion binding. Lineage: Eukaryota; Metazoa; Chordata; Mammalia; Diprotodontia; Phascolarctidae.